Molecule: messenger RNA, 1446 nt
Organism: Poeciliopsis prolifica (blackstripe livebearer)
Lineage: Eukaryota; Metazoa; Chordata; Actinopteri; Cyprinodontiformes; Poeciliidae
Gene: ascl1a
Product: achaete-scute family bHLH transcription factor 1a
Exons: 2
Coding region: 89-694 (201 amino acids)
Biological process (GO): regulation of transcription by RNA polymerase II; developmental process
Molecular function (GO): DNA-binding transcription factor activity, RNA polymerase II-specific; RNA polymerase II transcription regulatory region sequence-specific DNA binding; protein dimerization activity
Source: RefSeq, a predicted model, not a curated record
CUGCCCCCACCGGAACAAGUGCGGUCGAAACACGUGAACGGCACGAGCGGGACGCACCGCCUCGAGACUUAAAAGUUACUUUCCGGAGAUGGACAUUACAGCCAAAAUGGAAAUUAACGUCAGCCAGCAGCAGCUGGUUCCCACCGCGUGUUAUUUUUCCGCGCAGAGCAUCCAGCUGAGCCCCAGCAGCAGCAGCGGCUGCAGCAGUAGCAGUCAGUGCAGCGGGAAGCCCAAGCAGCCGAAGCGGCAGCGCUCCUCCUCUCCGGAGCUGCUGCGCUGCAAGCGGCGGCUGAACUUCGCGGGCUUCGGCUACACGCUCCCGCAGCAGCAGCCGCACGCGGUGGCCCGCAGGAACGAGCGCGAGCGCAACCGGGUGAAGCUUGUGAACAACGGCUUCGCCACGCUGCGCGAGCACGUCCCCAACGGCGCCGCCAACAAGAAGAUGAGCAAAGUGGAGACGCUGCGCUCCGCGGUGGAGUACAUCCGCGCCCUGCAGCAGCUGCUGGACGAGCACGACGCGGUGAGCGCCGCCUUCCAGGCCGGCGUGCUGUCGCCCGGCAUGUCGCAGGGUUACUCCGCGGACAUGAACUCCAUGGCCGGGUCACCCGUGUCCUCCUACUCCUCGGAUGAAGGCUCCUACGACCCGCUGAGUCCGGAGGAGCAGGAGCUGCUGGACUUCACCAACUGGUUCUGAGCAUCUCCAAGAGUUCUGGAUCAACUCGUUUGAGUUUUGUUGUCCAUCGCUUGGGUUGGUCCCGGAGAACAAGGCGCGCUGUUUUAAUCCUACAGACUGAUUAAAGACUCAGGAUUAAAGGGAGACAAAGUGGAAAAAAACCCAAACAAAAACAGAGACCCUCAUGUGAAUUCAUGCUGUCCAGAAAACAAAACAUUAUUUAAAAUGCCGCUCCUCUUCUGCCUCUCCAGUCUCACCGACCCGUUUGGUAAAACCUCUCCGAAGCUGAAUUCAGUUCAAAUGCUUCCAGGUUGCGGAUUUAUUCUAUUAAAUUCUAUAUCAAACGCUUUUUCUGGGAAUAUAUUAAGAUAUUUUUGUAUGUAAGAGAUUUAUAGAUGUUUUGUACGCAUCCAUUUUGUAUAUAUUUUGUCUAUAUAUUGCGAAGUUAUUUCUAAUACCUCCUGCCAACGCAGACGUGUCGCCUAUUAUUCUCUGGCUCUUGUGUUCACGAGGUUUCCAGCAGGAGUUUGACACUCCAGGUUUUUAUUAUAUAGCACCAAUGUGUCUUAUUUAAUAGCAGAACCAUGUUAUUGCAUUAUAUCAUGUCACGAUGAUCAAACUUAUGCAGCUAUUGUCCAAAAAAAGAGUGCAAUAGCCAAUGCAUUGUGUCUUUAUACUGCCAGCUCUUUAUCUUCUAUUCACAAGCAGAUGUUGAAUAAUUCUUAUAACCAUAUUUUUUACAAUUUAGUCCAAAAAUAAAGAGAUUUACUGAA